Orbilia oligospora ATCC 24927 is the source of this 3531-nucleotide messenger RNA. RefSeq lists its product as uncharacterized. Gene Ontology annotation, molecular function: protein binding. Gene Ontology annotation, biological process: negative regulation of RNA catabolic process; regulatory ncRNA-mediated post-transcriptional gene silencing; RNA processing. The transcript has 5 exons. The coding region runs from base 1 to 3531 and encodes 1176 amino acids. NCBI's taxonomy places the organism in Eukaryota, Fungi, Ascomycota, Orbiliomycetes, Orbiliales, Orbiliaceae. The record is from RefSeq and is a predicted model, not a curated record. Gene Ontology annotation, cellular component: catalytic step 2 spliceosome.
AUGGCAUCGCCACCCCCGGAAACGGAUGUAGAAGUAGAGAAGGAAAAGAAAGUACCCCAAUUCAAGAGCUUCAAGGCGCCCACAGGCGGCAGUAGCAGCAAGCCAAUUCCACAAUUUAGCAGCUUCAAACCCUCAUCCUCAAGUACCAAGCCCGACGAACCAUCCCGUCGCGAUCAUAAACCCCGAGGACAUGAAAGAGACGACAAAGAAAGAUCCCGUCGCGAUAGGUCUUCCGAUCGACGACACCACCAUAGUCACAGUCAUAGCCAUCGACAUAGCGACAGAGAUGACCAUCGGAGACAUCGCUCGCGUGAUAGAGAGCAAGGUAGUCGUCGGGAUAGAGACAGAGAUGGGGAUAGUAGGGAUAAACGCCGACGUCAUCGCUCACGGUCACGAUCGGAAUCGCCAAGACGUAGAAAAGAUGAUAAUAAGAUAACACUGCAUUCGACGGCGGUUCAGGAUCCGGAUAUCUUACCUUGGGAUACACCGAAUCUACCAUAUCAAGUUGAUACUAAGGGUGAUCCUCAUAAUAUUACCUACGGAACAAUACAUCGGUACAAUAUUCCGAAGUAUUGGCGGUAUGGGCGGGAUAGGAUCAUGGGGUUGGGGAGAGGCGUAAAAAUUGAGUCAGAUAGGGGAGAUGGGAAAGGGUUGGUUGUUGGGGAGGCGGGAGGGAAGGGAAAUGGAAGAACGAAAGGGUGGGCUUAUGCGCUCGAGGGGAGCCGACAGCUCAGGGUCAAGGUUGCUGGAGACGAUGAAAAUAAAGGGUUCGUGGAAGGGUGGGAGUUUAUAGAGCUGCCAGGAAAGGGCACGAAGAGGAAGAGAGCCGACGAGGAGGAAUUGGCAGCAGAAAGAGAUUAUCGGUCGAUAGAAGGGAUGCAGAAGGGUCAGGUGCCUAGCCUGGAGGAAGAUCUUGAAGAAAUCGAUUCCUCGGACAAUGAGGCAGCUGCUUUUGAUGCGGAUGUGAAGGAUCGAACGAUCAAGUUGUCGAGAUUGGUGGAGGCUGAACCGCAGAAUAUCGAUGCUUGGUUCUCGCUCAUGGAGCAUCAGGAGACCAUCGUUUACGGAAACAAGGAAAAGAGACGGCGGAAAAUUCGGCAGGGCGAAAAGCGAAGUCUUGAAGAGGUGAAGUUAGGGAUUCUGGAAAAAGCUAUCAGCAAAAACGAACGAAACCCUCGACUUCAGUUAGCCUAUAUGAAAAUUGCUACAAGUAUUUGGGAGCCUCCAAAAAUCAAAGCGAAAUGGGAGGAUUUACUAGCGACAAAUUCCACGAUUGACUUGUGGCAAGCUUACCUCAACUUUCGACAAACGGAUUUUGUGUCCUUCAAAUACAAGGAGUGUCUGAAGGUUUACGAGGAGUGUAUCGGAAAACUAAGAGGUAGGAUACUUCGAUAUGGUACAACAGAAGACGAAAGAGUUGAGCUCGAAGAUCUUUUACUCUACAUUAUUAUACGAGCAACGGCAUUCAUGGACCAAGCUGGGUUUUCGGAGCUUUCUUUGGGUAUCUGGCAAGGAAUACUUGAAAUGAAUAUCUCGUCUCCCAGGGCGUUUACAUCUGGCCCCAACUCCCUCACCGAGCACGAACGAAUGCUCGAUUCCUUUGGCACAUUUUGGGAUAGCGAAGUCCUAAGAAUAGGUGAGCCGAAAGCAAGGGGGUGGGCAGCAUAUUCCGAGGAAGAUAUUGGAGAAUUUGCAGACCCAAAAGAUCUUCCAGAUGACUAUUCGCCAGGUGACGAUUUGAAACCUAGUGACAAAGAUUUCUUUGGGGCCUGGUUCGACAAAGAAAAGGUGCUGCUCGGGAAGCUUCCCGCUCGAACGACAGAUGAGAUCGAAGAGGAUGACCCUUUUAGGGUGAUUCUCUUCAGCGAUAUUCGAUCAUUUCUUUGGAAGUUUCAGUCCCAUGAUAUUAAAGGAAAAAUCGGAGAUGCCUUCCUCGCAUAUACGGGCCUUGUUUCUCCGACACUCUACCAGAAUGAUGCCUUUUUUAGAACCGAUCUCGUCAAAGCUGGCGAGGCAAGCCUAGCGAAAUGGUUCUGGAACGAUAUGGGAGACUCUGGAGCAAAGCUUAUUGCUUGGGUAGACGGGAUACCUAUGGAAGCCGAAAGGCGGUUCAGGGUAACCAGAAAUCCGUUCUUGUUCCGGAGCAGCCAUCUCCCAUUGGACGCGUCAACACUGUUUGCUUCUAGUUGGUGGUUCAGCUCUACAGAGAUCUCCGACCGAGGAAAAGGCAAGGUUGACUUUUGUAUCGCUAUGCUUAAAGACUUCGCUCUGAGAAUAUCGGAUGAAAGGCUGGCAUUGCUAUCUUUCUCGCUAGAAUAUAAGAGAAACCCGAUGAACAACAAAAAAAUCGCAAAGCAGUUUCUAAAAAAGCAUUCGAAUAGUCUAAAACUGUGGAAUGCAUAUGCCAUCAGUGAGAUUGCACAAGGUAACAAAGAGGCUGCAGUAGGAGUCUACCAGACGGCCUUAAAGAUGAGUGCCGCAUUCUCGGAGGACCAGCAACGCUUUGCGAUCGAGUUGUGGCGAUCAUGGGUAUGGAGCGAGGUCGACGAGGAUCACGAAGACGCAGCAUUGGACAUAUUACUCUCCAUCCCGGAUGGUCAUUCAGCAAUUGGUCGAAAAUCCGAGCGUGGAGCAUCGGCUUUGCUAAAGAUUCGAAGGUUCCUGGAAGACAUGAGACCUCGGAUGUACUCACAAAAUGAACUAGAGAUAGCACUGGCUCACGCAGAGUUACAUUCGCUGUUCCUAUACUUGUCUUUGAAAGACAGGGAUCUGAUUGCCAUCUUAAAGCCACUCGACGAGCUGAUCAGCGACUUUGAAGAAAACGGUAAAACUGACUGCAUCGAGGAGGCCUAUAUGAGCAAAGCUAGGGUUUUUUUCCGCUCUGCUCUAACAUCUCGUGCUUAUAAGGCAUCGACAUUUAGAAUCUUUCUUGAGAGUGCUAUCAAGAAGUUUCCCGAUAACACAGCAUUUUUGAGCCUUUUCGUGUGGAAUGAAUCACGCUCGAAGAUUGAGUACAGAAUUCGUACGAUGCUAGCGGCAGAUACGGGCUCGGAUGAGGGGUCGGUUGUGAAAUGGGUCUUCUCAAUCUGGGCCGAGAUGCAGAUGAGUCUUGGGAGCAACGUAAACUCCAGUGGUGUUAGAAACUUAUUCGAAAGAGCGGUGGAGUCCGAACGGACUAAAUCGAGUAUUCAAAUCUGGGUACUCUAUUUACAAUUCGAGGUUCGACAGUCACAGCCAGGGCGGGCGAAAGACGUGUUCUUCCGCGCUAUUCGCGCAUGUCCCUGGUCCAAAGAUAUUGUCCUAUCAGGAUUCAAAUUGCUUCGGUCUAUCCUUGACUUCGGGGAAAUGAGAAAAGUUUAUGGGGUCAUGCAGGAGAAAGAGCUACGUGUCCACGUUGAUAUCGAAGAGUUGUUGGAAGAGUGGGAUCAGGACGCCAUGAUGGAUGGUGCUGGCAAGGCAUCGAUUAUUGGCAGCGUUACCCAUCGAAUCACUUUGCCGGAUGAUGAGGAUAGUGAUAUGGAAGGAGCAUAA